UCCUCGCAUUCGCGACCACUGGGCGCUAUAAAAGUCACGUAUGCGGCUCUACCGCGUAACAGUUAAUCCAACUGCUUCGUUGAGCGCAUCUCGUCCAACAACAACAACGCAUAAAUAUGAAGUUUUUCGUGGCUUUGCUAUUGCUGAUCUUCGCUGUGGUUCUAGCCAGUUCCCACGAUCACUCCGGUCAUUCCGAUUAUGUGGUGAAAACCAAUGAGGAUUUGUUACGCUAUCGCGAUGAGUGUGUCUCGCAGUUGAGUAUACCGGCAGAUCUGGUGGAGAAGUACAAGCAGUGGAGCUUUCCGGAUGAUGAGAAAACUCAUUGCUACUUAAAGUGCAUUUUGGAGAAAUUCGAACUGUUCGAUGCGGCAAAGGGCUUUGAUGUGCAUAAGAUCCACCACCAAUUGGAGGGCGAUAAAGUCGAUCAUUCGGAUGCAACACACGGAGCUAUUGAGAAUUGUGCCAAGGAAGCCGCUGCUGCUGGUGAUGAUGCUUGCGUUCGUGCUUAUCGUGGCUUCAAUUGUUUCCUUAAGGACAACAUUCAACUGGUACAGGCUGGCGUCGAAAAAAGUGCCAAGUAGUGUUUGUAAAUAAAAAUUCUCAAUGCGUAAGAAAUCUGUAUUCCAA
Molecule: messenger RNA, 627 nt
Organism: Zeugodacus cucurbitae (melon fly)
Lineage: Eukaryota; Metazoa; Arthropoda; Insecta; Diptera; Tephritidae
Product: general odorant-binding protein 99a
Exons: 2
Coding region: 117-581 (154 amino acids)
Biological process (GO): sensory perception of smell
Molecular function (GO): odorant binding
Source: RefSeq, a predicted model, not a curated record